AUGGCAGGUAUGCUCCUUUUUACGUUGAGUACACGUUGGUUGCUGAUAUCCUUUAAGUGGGUCGAAUUACACUUGGAUACUGUACUAAGCAAUGCCAUGUAGUAUCAAGAGAAUGUAGGUUAUAAUAAUGUUUUGCUAUAGUUGUUCAGUAGGUUCUUCAAGCAUGGGGUGGAUGGGAAAGUGAACUGCAGUAUUGCAAUUUGCAAGCAGCUGCCUGGUAAAUAUGUUUUCAGUAACUCUGCUCCGAAUCAAGUCUACUAUAUGCUAUUCCGUUUUGGACUUUACACGUCCAUUAGAGGGUUCCAUGGUUCAGCCUGGCGCAAUUUCAUCAACCGCAAUCUCCAUGCUGCUGAUGACGGUGGAGGCCGUCUCUUCCUCCCGGCUUGGCUGGCGGCACGCAGGAGGACAUCGGUACUGCAUUCUGCAUCCCGAGUUGGAGACCGGGGCUUCGCCUUCGCUGUCCGCCUCCGCGACGCCACAACAGUGAAGAUGCUCAAGUCAGUGCUGUCGCCAGAGAAAGUCAAGGUCUCAGCGGCCUCGGCGCACGGGAGCCUUGCAGGCGGCAUGAGGCGCGUCGAGGAGCAGGGCAUUUUCGGAUGUGACGAGGAGGUCAUCCCCACCGGAGCUCCACCCUGCAAUCCUCCCCCCCUGGCCGAGCUCCCCCCUUACCGACGGUCGUGGCCUGAGUCGGGUACUACUCCGAAUGCCUUCCCGCCGCGCCCCUGCUCUGGCUUCUCUGCCACACUUCCUCAUCAUAAGUUGUCCUGCCCCUGAGGCGGUGGCUGUGGCAGGUGGGCGGCGUCGUGUCAGCACGUCGAGAGGUUGGACAGGUGGCCAUCAUCACCCGUGCUAAUCUGUGCAGGAAAAGGUCUAUCCUCGGCGAUGGCCCGUCACUGGUUGCAGCGGAGGUGGACAUGGCCAAGGCGAGAGGUUCUUCCCUCGCGCCUGUCUGUUGCAGACGCUGCCAUCGGCCGCUCACCACCUCUGUAUGUUGCUAUGGAUGAUGCUCCCCUCCACUCAUCUUUUUAAUUUCUCAGUCUUUAUUUUCUCUUUUCAGUUCAUUCAAUUCAAGAAUCCACGGUCUAGGUUAGGAAAGCCCCAUGCCUGAUUGCUGAGGAGUACAUCGCAAUCGCCUCGGCAAACGACACCACUGGCGCGUGGCACCGGGAGCCAGCGUGGACGUGCAGAGCUUCCUGUGAUAAGAAUUAGUACUCAAGUUGUUGCUUAAAUUAAUAACAAGGAAACUGCCUUCUGCUUGGAAUGUUCAGACAAAAUCACUUAUAAUGGUGCAUGACUGGUUUAAAUAUAUAUUCUUCUGGAGCAAAGCAAGUGUUAUGGAUAGUUCAUCUUGGUCUGGAUACAGAUGUUUAAGUUAUAAUUCACAAACAAAAGUAACUUAGUAAGACGGUGACCAUUGCCGGUUAAGACUGGCCAAUUUGUUUUUAUGUGUUUGCCUGUUGGUUCAUGUCCUGGGUCACAUUGAAAUUAAAUCCACCGUUUGCUCGCAUAUUUUAUAAUGUGAUAUUUCGGACUGUGGGAGAAUUUUUUCCACCAUCUUUAUUGCAUUUUUGACACGGAAAAUUCAGUAUUUUAGAGCUUUACAGAUCAACAAGAAGCUCAGGGGUAAAACACUCAACCCAUCUACUGUAUGCCUGUUGAGAGAUCUACUUUGCUUCUUUUGCAUAUCAGGUUUCUGUUGUCGUUGUUGUCAUAGAGGUUUGUACUAUACCAAACUAUUUGCAGGCAGGUUAAUCUCUAUCUUGAGGCAUGGUAUGUGUCUCCAUUCCCUUAAACAAACAUCCUUUUGUUGUUUUCUAGAAUUGCUAAACAAGUGAGCAGUACCUUCAGCAGCCGCCGCCCACGGCGGUCGAAAGAUCCGGAAGCCUCCGAAGAUUGAAUGUGCUCCCAAGAAGGCAACAGAAUAUAAGCAGUGCAUCUCCUGCAGAGUAUACCAUCGAGAUUUGCACAUACAUUAGAAUAUCUAUUACCAUAUCUCUAUACAUAUUAUAUGUUGAGAUAAAUACUGAACAAUACAGUAAGAGAAAAUUAGUAUCUAUAUACCUAGAAAAUAUUGGCCAUGUCCUCACAGGAUCGCUUUAAUUUUUUGUCAGUCUUUGCUUCCUCUUUUAGUUCUCAAAAGGUGAAUAUUUCCUGCUGGAAUUAAUGCAUCAAAAUCUUGCCUGCCUUUGCAUUAAGUUCUCUUUUAAACUGUUAGAUUUUAUUUACCAGGGCGAGUUGAGAUUUUUUUACUGAUUACCAAAUAGAAAUUGCCACUUACAAUUCAUACUGUUCUGUUUAAAGUAAUUUAUUCUGUGCUGCAGAU
Lolium rigidum is the source of this 2323-nucleotide messenger RNA. RefSeq lists its product as uncharacterized. The record is from RefSeq and is a predicted model, not a curated record. Lineage: Eukaryota; Viridiplantae; Streptophyta; Magnoliopsida; Poales; Poaceae. The transcript is spliced from 2 exons. Bases 262 to 774 code for a protein of 170 amino acids.